This is a messenger RNA of Baudoinia panamericana UAMH 10762, 1916 nucleotides long. RefSeq lists its product as uncharacterized. Bases 113 to 1666 code for a protein of 517 amino acids. The record is from RefSeq and is a predicted model, not a curated record. Gene Ontology annotation, molecular function: transmembrane transporter activity. Lineage: Eukaryota; Fungi; Ascomycota; Dothideomycetes; Mycosphaerellales; Teratosphaeriaceae. The transcript is spliced from 3 exons. Gene Ontology annotation, cellular component: membrane. Gene Ontology annotation, biological process: amino acid transport; transmembrane transport.
CUGGUAGACAACCGUAGUGUCCCGACGCUCAACCCAGCCGGCUCUGAGACCGCCACCUUACGCUCCAGCGCAAGAAAAGAAGGAUCCGGCCACGUCAAGCGGCAGGCCUGCUAUGGCAACGAUAGAAGAUGAUGAUGAGAGAUUGUUGGCGCGCAUUGGCUACAAGCAGGAGUUGCGCCGAGAGUUCACCAAGUGGUCCACGGUCUCGUACGCCAUCAGCAUUCUUGGAGUACUCGGAUCGCAACCGGCGACGUAUGGUGUGCCGAUCAGUCUCGGUGGACCAGCGACGGCAGUAUGGACUUGGUUCAUUGGCUCAGUCAUGGCUAUGGUGAUUGCGAGUUGUGUCGCAGAGCUAGUCUCCGCGUACCCGACAGCAGGUGGCAUGUACUUCGUCACGAAGCAUGUUGUCCCAGAAAAGCAUGUCGCGAUCUGGGCAUGGACGAUCGGUUGGUGCAAUUUCCUAGGGCAAGCUACUGGCGUUGCUUCGCUUGCAUAUACUAUCGGUCAGAUGAUCCUGGCAGGCGCAAGUAUGAACUCUGGCUACGCAGACGGAACCUAUGCCUACUCGCCUACGCCGGCACAGACGGUGUUGGUUGCUAUACUGACGCUCCUUGUCUUUGGCUCCAUCUGCUCGUUAACGACGAAGGCAUUGCAUCGGAUCGUGCUUUGGUUUGCACCCAUCAACAUCCUAGCGACCAUUAGCAUCUGUAUUGCCCUGCUUGUACUGACGCCGGACAAACGCAGCGCAAGGUUUGUGUUUACCGAUAUCGAAGACUACUCAGGAUGGGGCAGCAAGGGCUUCUCAUUCUUGCUCGGCUUCCUGAACGUUGCGUGGGUGAUGACAGACUACGACGGGACCACGCAUAUGUCCGAGGAGACCCACGACGCUGCCAUACGCGGGCCACUGGCGAUCAGGCUUGCAGUGCUUGUGUCCGGGAUACUAGGCUGGGUCCUGAACAUCACCUUUACCUUCUGCCUCACUCCAAACUACAUGGAAGAUAUCGUCAAAUCGCCAACUGGUCUUCCUAUUGCGCAGAUCUUCCUCAACGCUGGCGGCAAGAGCGGAGGCUCUGCAAUGUUGUUUUUCGUCAUCCUGGUCCAAUUCUUCACCGGUGCAUCUGCUCUGCUCGCCAACGCGCGCAUGACUUACGCUUUCGCUCGCGACGAAGCGUUGCCGUUCUCCGGCUUUUGGAGUAAGGUCAACAAGACGACGGGCACGCCAGUCAACGCCGUGUGGCUGGUCGUGAUAUUCUGCUGCAUCCUCAACCUCAUAGGCAUUGGAUCUACUGAGACGAUUUACGCAAUCUUCAACCUCUGUGCGCCUUGCUUGGAUUUAAGCUAUGUUGCCGUGCUGUUCGCGCACCUAGUUUAUGGCAAUCACAGUCAGGUCCGCUUCAUCGAAGGACCCUUUACGCUCGGCCGCUGGAGCAAGCCUUUGAAUAUCUUGGCGAUCAGUUGGGUCCUCUUCAUCAGCGUGGUACUGUUCUUCCCAACAACAAGGCCAGUGACUGCGACCAACAUGAACUACGCUAUCGUCGUCGCUGGCUUUGUCGGCCUGUUCUCGUUCGGAUGGUGGUGGGCUGGUGCUGGUCGCAAGUACACGGGUCCUCGGACACAAGACAUUAUGGAGAUUGUUGCCACGACCGAGCCGGACGAUUACGCUUGAGCAACCAACUCUCGUGUCUCGAAGAUGGCAAACACACGAUCCGCGGCCAGAACAUAUUUUCGGUUUUUGACCUCAUGUUAGGGUCAUCUACGCAUGCAACAGCGGCGUACCCACCUUAUUCAAGUCAGCAACGUGGCCAGAGUUUUCGGAUGACUUGAUCGCCUGCACUCGCAAUUCGGCACAUAUGCUCCUGCAGCGUAUUCGGUCGGUGCACGUUGUCAAAUCCAUGUGCUUCCCAACUCAGCGGCAA